Molecule: messenger RNA, 696 nt
Organism: Nematolebias whitei (Rio pearlfish)
Lineage: Eukaryota; Metazoa; Chordata; Actinopteri; Cyprinodontiformes; Rivulidae
Gene: pdxkb
Product: pyridoxal (pyridoxine, vitamin B6) kinase b
Exons: 9
Coding region: 1-696 (231 amino acids)
Biological process (GO): pyridoxal 5'-phosphate salvage
Cellular component (GO): cytosol
Molecular function (GO): pyridoxal kinase activity
Source: RefSeq, a predicted model, not a curated record
AUGCGGGUUUCAGGGUAUACCAGAGACACGUCCUUCUUGGAGAUGGUGGUGGACAUUGUUCAGGAGCUAAAGAGAGCCAAUCCUAACCUGGUUUAUGUUUGUGACCCCGUCCUCGGUGAUCAUGGAUCUAUGUACGUUCCUCAGAAUCUGUACCCGGUCUACAAGAACAAGGUGGUUCCUGUUGCCGACAUUAUCACUCCGAACCAGUUUGAAGCUGAAUUACUGACAGGAAAAAACAUCAGCACGGAAAAAGAUGCUGUGGAGGUAAUGGACCUUCUCCACGCUAUGGGCCCAGACACGGUGGUCAUCACCUCCUCUGAUCUCCCCCCCAGACUGGGAGACCGUUUUCUCGUGUCUCUGGGUAGCCAGCGUCACGUUCGUCCGGACGGCAGCAGGACGACACAGAGAGUUCGAAUAGAAGUUCCUAAAGUGGACGCCGUCUUCGUAGGAACUGGAGAUCUGUUUGCUGCCAUGCUGCUGGCGUGGACACAUCACUACCCUACUGACCUAAAGACAGCUUGUGAGAAGACUUUUUCAGUGAUGCACCACGUCAUCCAAAGGACCAUAUCUUACGCUCAUGAAUUAGCAGGUCCCGGUCGGCGGCCCAGUCCACCCCAACUGGAGCUGAGAAUGAUUCAAAGUAAAGCUGACAUAGAAGACCCUGCAAUAGUAACGGAGGCCACGCUCAUAUCCUAA